This is a messenger RNA of Striga asiatica, 306 nucleotides long. The record is from the annotation of a GenBank genome assembly. NCBI's taxonomy places the organism in Eukaryota, Viridiplantae, Streptophyta, Magnoliopsida, Lamiales, Orobanchaceae.
AUGGGGAUUCCAGCGUGGCUCGAGUGUUGGGUGCAGGGACCGUUGGAGAUGAUGGUGGCGGCAGGCUAUGGAGAGGAUGACGGUUGGUCAGAGAUGAUGGCAGCGGCGACAGAAGUGUUGGCUAUGGCGUCGGCAUCUGCGUCGGAGAUGAUGGCGGCGGGCUAUGGAGAGGACGAUAGUCGGUCGGAGAUGAUGUCAGCGGUGACGGAGAUGAUGGCAAUGGCGUUUGCAAUGGUGGUCUGUGGCUGUGCGGCACCGGAGGUGGUCGUCCGUCGGGCCGGCACCGCCAGAGGGAGGAGGGAAUGA